CAUGCAAUCAAAUUCCCACUUGCGUAUUAUUUUUUCUGUUAAAUGAAUAUCAUCUAAAUAAUUUCUCUAUAUAUAAACCUCAGUUAAAUAGAAACGCUACAACAUCUCACAUUCACAAUCUCACAAACCUCUUAUAAGUUAUAAUAUAUAAGAAUGGCUGGAUCUUUUAGAUUUAAUCAUCACUUCUGUUAAAUUCCCACUUGCGUAUUAUUUUUUCUGUUAAAUGAAUAUCAUCUAAAUAAUUUCUCUAUAUAUAAACCUCAGUUAAAUAGAAACGCUACAACAUCUCACAUUCACAAUCUCACAAACCUCUUAUAAGUUAUAAUAUAUAAGAAUGGCUGGAUCUUUUAGAUUUAAUCAUCACUUCCUCGCAUCUCUUCUCAUAACCAUUACCAUAACCACGCUCAAGUCGGUCCAUACAACAACAACAACAACAACAAACACGGAGUUCGUAAAAUCAUCAUGCACAUUCACAACAUACCCAAGACUCUGUGUCACUUCACUCUCAACUCAAUCCAGUCUCAUCCAAACCAGCCACAAGCUCAUAGCUCAUGCGGCUCUCAACAUCACAUUAGCCUCGGCUAAAGCCACGUCAGCAAUGAUGGUACGUCUCUCGAGUAGUAGUCGGCUCAAGCCGAGAGAAGUCUCGGCCAUGAGAGACUGCGUUGAGGAGCUAGGUGACACGUUGGAGGAGCUUAGGAAAUCGAUAGGUGAGAUGGGUCAGCUAAGUGGCUCGAACUAUGAGGUCUACAUGAGUGAUAUUCAGACUUGGGUUAGCGCUGCUCUGACCAAUGAGAACACGUGCUCGGAUGGAUUUGAAGGAGAUGACAUGAAUGGGAAGGUUAAGGUUUUGGUUAGAGGGAGGAUUUUGGUUAUUGCUCAUUUAACGAGUAAUGCUUUAGCUUUGAUUAAUCACUUUGCUUCUAUUCAUGGUUAGAGAGACUGGUAUUUUUUUAUUUUUUUUAUUGCAAUUUCUGUUUGCUUUUGUCAGUUUGUGUGUAUAACAAAUAGUAAUAAUACAAUGUAUGUGUUCGUCUUUAAGAUUCCUGAAUCAAUAUGUACCAGAAAAUGUUUAAUACUUUUUUUUGCUA
This is a messenger RNA of Brassica napus (rape), 1091 nucleotides long. RefSeq names its product 21 kDa protein-like. Gene Ontology annotation, biological process: negative regulation of catalytic activity. NCBI's taxonomy places the organism in Eukaryota, Viridiplantae, Streptophyta, Magnoliopsida, Brassicales, Brassicaceae. Gene Ontology annotation, molecular function: enzyme inhibitor activity. The coding region runs from base 335 to 937 and encodes 200 amino acids. The transcript has a single exon. The record is from RefSeq and is a predicted model, not a curated record.